This is a messenger RNA of Uranotaenia lowii, 1043 nucleotides long. RefSeq lists its product as uncharacterized. Bases 183 to 968 code for a protein of 261 amino acids. The transcript has 3 exons. NCBI's taxonomy places the organism in Eukaryota, Metazoa, Arthropoda, Insecta, Diptera, Culicidae. The record is from RefSeq and is a predicted model, not a curated record.
GAUAAGGAUCGCAUUCGUGAAAGCGUGAAUCGGACGUGUGUUUCUGUUUGUUUCGAUUGACUUUCGCCGUUUUUUUUUUGACUUCACUCCCUCUCGGUGUCGCGCGCAAAGUGGAUGAGCCACGCCGAAAACCGAAAGCGAAAACCAAACUGAAACCGGGAUGGGAUCAGUUGGAGGAAAUUAUGGGCAGGUUUCACUAUUUCGACCGCUGGACCGAGGAGCAGCGGCAAAAGUGUCAUCAACUGUGCAAGGUGCAGGAAUUCCGCAAGGAUCAGAUUAUCUUCGCUGAGGGCCGGACUCCGAUCAAUUAUGCCCACUUUGUGCUGAGUGGGCAGUGUGCGGUGUUGCAGUGUUUGAAGAUGGUGAAAUCAAUCGACAAAUAUGGUUUGCACCGAUACCGUCUCUCAGAUGCUCAACCUAUUGAAGACGAGCUGACUCAAAUCCAUCGGAGGCGUAGCUCACGAAUGAUCGAUCUGGAACAAUCAACCCUCAUGAUGGACGGAAACCUCACAUUCCCCUCCAAAACUGUCACUGCCGACAACUGCCUUACGGUGGAAUCCACGCCUCCACCUAAACGGGAAACACUCCGGCCCUUGGUCUACGAGUACCGGUUCAUCGACAUUGCCACCUACUCGUGUGGAUCCGUCUUCGGCAUCGGAGAGCACAUGCAGGAUCGAACCGUGGUGGCCCGGAGUCGAUCGGUCCAAUGCUUGCUAAUACCACGCUAUUGGCUGCUGCAGAAGAGCCAAAACGUCAACAACGUUUGGAACCGGAUACGGGUAUUCCUGGACCAGCGGCAGCUCACCCGGGACGGACGUUUCCGGUGGUACCUGAAGGAGCUGCAGUGGCGCAAAAUCCGCAACCAGGUCCGAGAGAACUUCCUGACCAAUCACGUCGAGUUCAAUCAUACCAAACUGUGCGACGUACCAUCGAUGUGUCGAAUCGAGCAGAGUGAUGUUUUCGUUUGAAGUUAAAGUGAGUUAUAAUAUGUUGCAAUCAAAAAGUAUUUGUUAACCGGAAAUAUUUCAAUCAAUAGAGUACAU